Camellia sinensis is the source of this 1990-nucleotide messenger RNA. It is a transcript of the gene WRKY72, whose product is annotated as WRKY DNA-binding protein 72. Lineage: Eukaryota; Viridiplantae; Streptophyta; Magnoliopsida; Ericales; Theaceae. Gene Ontology annotation, biological process: regulation of DNA-templated transcription. The record is from RefSeq and is a predicted model, not a curated record. Gene Ontology annotation, molecular function: sequence-specific DNA binding; DNA-binding transcription factor activity.
GUUCUUUUAUAAGAACCUAAACAUAGAUGGGCAAUCUAUGAAAAGCUUUAGAGGCAAAAAAGAGAGAUUGUCCAAGCUAUGAAGGCUAGGUUGAAUUCAUCCACCUCUGGGUCUGAAGUUCAAGAAGAAAAAAGUGAUGGCUCCAUCCAUGAAGAGGCUAAAAGGGGUGGAACAAGAGGACAAUUCUGUGAAGAAAGCACUUCAAAGUCAUCUUCACCAAACCUCAAGAGCUCAGGCACUAGGAAAGAGCAUGAUGAACUUGAAUCAGCAAAAGCUGAGAUGACAGAAGUGAGACAAGAAAAUGCAAGAUUAAAGAUGAUGUUGGAGCAAAUAGAGAAGGAUUACCAAUCCCUUCAAACGUGCUUCAUCGACACAAUUCAACACGAAUCCAAGAAGAAGAAUGACAAUCUCUCUCUUACUCAUGAAGAUGAUAUUGAAGAACCAGACCUUGUAUCUCUUCGCCUUGGAAGAAGCCCAAGUGAGCCGAAAAGAGACAGUAACACUAACACUAACACUAACACCAGCAGCUCCAGCAAGACAAGAGAAGAUCAUGAACAGUUGAAUGAAGAUCUUAAACUUGGACUGGAUUAUAACUUUCAAGGGUCUAAUUCUAAAUCAGAUUGUGUUGAUCACACGUCGGACCAGAGCAAAGAUAAUAGCUUGGAAGAAAUAGUUAACAAGGAAGAGCAAGCAGGGGAGACAUGGCCACCGAGUAAAGUUCUGAAGACGAUGAGAAGUGGAGAUGAUGAACUUUCACAACAAUCAAGUUUGAAGAGAGCUAGGGUUUCUGUGCGAGCUAGAUGUGACACUCCAACUAUGAAUGAUGGAUGCCAGUGGAGGAAAUACGGGCAGAAAAUUGCAAAAGGAAAUCCAUGCCCACGAGCAUACUAUCGAUGCACGGUUGCACCAUCAUGCCCAGUUAGAAAACAGGUGCAACGAUGCGCUGAUGACAUGUCGAUCUUGAUCACAACCUACGAGGGAACCCACAACCACCCACUUCCGAUUUCAGCCACCGCCAUGGCCUCCACCACUUCUGCCGCUGCUUCCAUGUUAAUGUCGGGUUCUUCAACCUCUCAACUACAACAACCAGGUCUAAACUUCAAUCUCUCUGACAAUUCAAUUUCAAGAACAAGACAAUUCUACUUACCCAACUCAUCCUCACAGCCUUUCCCAACAAUCACUUUAGAUCUCACUUCAACUUCAACUCCAUCCACUCAUUUCAACACGUUCUCUUCAAGCUUUCCCUCAGCCCCAAGAUUUUCCUCCACAGGUCUCAGCUUCUCUUCCUCUGAAUCCAACAUUUUACCAACUGUUUGGGGCAAUGGGUAUCCCAAUUAUGGUACACUGCCCUACAAUAAUAAGACCAAUAUUGGGUUUUAUCAACCUUCUUACACAGAUCAAAAGAACAACCAACAAGGUCCUUCUGAUCAACAGUUUUUAACAGAGACUUUGACCAAGGCAAUCACAUCUGACCCGAGUUUCCGAUCGGCGAUCGCUGCUGCGAUUUCAUCUAUAAAUGGAAAGGGUGAGACCAUUCAGGCCGUUAAUUCUAAUCCUCUGAACCCAAAUGGGAAAGCUUGCUCGUCAAGUUACUUGAACCGAUCUUUGAAUUCACAAGUUGGAAAUUUAAUGCUUCAACAACAACAACAACCUCCAUUGCCAUUUUCUUUAUCUAAGAACACUUCUGUAUCCGCGGCUGAUAGUAGGGAUCAGAUCAAUUGAUGGGUUUUUGAUAUAUUGACAGUUGAGUGUAUACUUUUUUUUUUUUUUUUUCUUCUAUUUUUAAGAUUUAAAUGUUAUACAUGGAGUUCUAUGAAUAUCAGAUGUGUUGACAAAGCCAUGAAAGCAGGAAAAGGCAACUCAUCUUGGAUGAGGGACACUGUCCCAUGCUGUCAUUGCUUUGUAUUCACAUUCAAUCUAUGCUAUAGAAAUGUAAAUUAUCUAGCAACCAAUGAAGUUUCUGCUUAAAUAAAUGUGAUAUGUUUCUGUA